This is a messenger RNA of Pelobates cultripes (western spadefoot toad), 31502 nucleotides long. The record is from the annotation of a GenBank genome assembly. NCBI's taxonomy places the organism in Eukaryota, Metazoa, Chordata, Amphibia, Anura, Pelobatidae.
CCUCCAUCCUCUCUCUGUAAAUUACCCCCAUCCCACCCCUUGCAGGCUGCUCCCUCCCAUUGCUGUUGCUGGUGAUAGGGCCCCGGUAGGAGGCAGAGAAGGAGGCGGUGCUGCUGCCUCUGACCGGUCCCUCCCCGCCCGCCCGGCUCAGCGAUGGAGAGUAGCCCGGUGAAUGGGGGCCCAGCGGCCCGGUGAUGGAGCUGCCCGGAUGGCCCAGGAGAGCAGCAGCAGUGGCGGCGGGGGUUUCGGAGAGGGGUGCGGGGAGCUGUCCCUGGAGCAGGUGCUGAAAUCCUACGAGCAGCCGAUCAAUGAGGAGCAGGCGUGGGCCGUGUGCUAUCAGUGCUCCCGGGGGCUGGCUGGGGGGGAUACCACCAGGAGCCCCCAAUGCAGAAUCCGGGACCCCUCCUCUCUGAUCCUGCACCGAGAUGGCACAGUCACCGUGUUACCGGAGCCCCAGCACACCCAGGGUAAGUCACACCCAUCACUUACCGUCAUCAUGGACUGAUAUAGCCAGGGGUCUGCAUCACUGAGCCCAAGAGCUUGCAAUCUAGUCCUGGAGGUAUGGAGAAUAAAGAGAUGGCAUAAAGAUAGGAUGUACAUUCCAUGGGUCACUGUAGAGGGUAUGUCUUCAUCUAACAUAACAGAAACCCGUGCUCAACCUAAUUUAUAGCAGAAUAAGCAGAUUUAUAAUGUUUAAAUGGCCAAAGUCCUAAUAGCAUUACAACAGUCACUGUGUGCCCAGUAUAGGUGAUUUUAGAUCUUAAAGAUGAUUUAAUUCGGUUUAUAAUUGCAAUUCUUCCCAUGUUAGUGGGAUGGGCUGGCUGGGGAAGUAGAAUGUUUGGAUUUGUGAACGUUCUAUGUGUGGAAUCCCUGUCUGCACAUAUUGGGGUGACAGAACUGAGUUGCAUGUUACCUGCUACUUGUGAUCCCACAUACUCUGUAAUUUGCCCUGAUGGUUUACUAGAUUGUAAUAAGCACGCACUUGUCAUUUGUUUACAUAAUAUACAGCAUGGGCCAUGUCACAACAUCCCAGGAUCAGAACCCCUCCACUUCCAUACUUUUUCUUGGCCCCAGAGAGGCACCUGACUUUUCUUAUAUGUAUUUUAACCCCAGGGACCUUUUUACAACGUAUAGUCAAUAAUAAAAGGUCAAUUUGUAAAGUGAAAUAAUAUGAUCCCUAAUUACCCUUUAACCCUUCAUGACAAAGAAGUUAGACAAAUCGAUUUAUCAGGACUGCCAGGCUUCUCAACAGCCAUGAAGAGGUUAAUAUUGCUAUUCUGACACCACUCCUUUUUGUUAAAUAAAAUAAUUUAUUAUCAGAAAAAUUGAAAGAUUGGACAAAAUAAUUGCAAAUUUAAAAAGGUUGACUACUUUAAUUAAUCUCUGAAGCACCCUCACCUAUGUUCUACAAUUCCAUUUUUUUUUUUAAGUGGGGAAAAAAAACCUUUUUUUUUUUUUAUCACCUGGUGUGACAAUCAGAUUAUGCAAUCUGCCCAAUUUUAAUUCUACAUUAUCAAAAACACUUCCAUCCCUCCAACUCCCGCAAAAGCCAUUUCUGCCCAGCAGGAUUGUGAAUGCUUAAUGAUCCGCUGUGAGGCUGAAUGUGCAUUUCGCAGUAUAGAUUUACAUUGUACUGAGAGUUUGUGUUGAUAAACGUGCGUAAGAGAUCUAUCUAUCUAUCCAGGCUGGCAAAAUGAAUUCCAAGCAUGUAUGAAUUAUGUAUACUUUGGCCAAUAUAAACAAAUCCGAAAUAAAAUUAUCUAACAUUCUCUAUCACUGAUCCUGCUUUCUAAAACGCAAUUCUUUAAUUACAAAUGUUAGAUCUAGAAUAUGGGAAUUUUGGCAAAUUGCGUAGAAUUAUUCAACCUUUCCAACUUAUUGCAUGGAAAAAGGUACUACCCACUAAAAAUCUCCAUCCUAUUACCAGAAACAACAAAGAUACCAACACACUUGAUGGUAUUGUUCUAAUGGAACGUAUAAACUGACUAGCCUGCUCCCAUACUUGCCAACAGUCCUGCUUUUAAAUGGACAGUCCCAAUCUCGGGUUUGUUUGUUCUCUCUGAUGAUCCACUUUUGUGGAUACCAGACAAACGUUCCCACGAAGUACAACACAUCUUGCAUAUGGGAAUCAGUUGCUAGCUGCCUUAUAGGAGCCGUCAUCCUGAUGCGUGCUGGCAUGACACCACCCAUUUUCCACUUGCCCUCUCCCAAUGCAGACCCGCUCCCUCUCUUGUCCCAGCACAUUACUAGCCUGUUCCUAUGUGUCCUAUCUCCUCUUAAAGUCAACUGACAUUGCGCCUUGCAUUGAUACUUAGCCGUAAUAUUGAACAAGUUCCUGAGCUGCAUUUUCUAAGAUGCUCAGCCAGCUGUAAAAUUGUCUUUGCAUAAUGGGAAAGGUAGUUUAAAAACCUCUAGUUGCCAAGACCUCUAUUAUUACAGAUGCUAAUUUCGACUGAUAUCUGCACUUUUUCAAAAAAAAUGAAAAAGCGCUCACACUCUGCACACAGCAAGCUAAAGUGCUUUAGGUGUUUUGGACUGUUCCUUUAACCCCUUAAGGACCAAACUUCUGGAAUAAAAGGGAAUUAUGACAUGUCACGCAUGUCAUGUGUCCUUAAGGGGUUAAAGUUCCAUACUAAUGGGUUUUAUCUCACACCUUUCUGUGUAUACGUUUAUUAAUUACAAUACAUCUUAAUGUACAGAUGCCUGUAGGGAGUAGUCAUACAGAUUCAUGCGACCUGAAGAACUAAAUCAUUCCAUGUGAGCUUGCGCACGUGACUCUGUUUUUGAGUCAAGCUCUUUUUUUAAUUAACACAUGAUUGCCUCGAUGCUAUCAUUAGAUUAUUUAAACAAUCCACCUGUUUGUAAUAAUGACUCCGCAAACCUGUGACCGCCUCUCUGUUUACUGUUGACAUAUUGAUUUUUUUUUUUUUCUCUAAAUCUAACACCGUUUCUCAGUCGGUGGUGUGUGUGUGUGUGUGUGUACCAAAUUCAUUGUGUUGAUUGGCAGCUAAUGAAAACACCGCCCUGGAGUAUGUAGAAUUUAUAUGCUUUGGAUUGCCUAAUCGAUUUACUACCAGCAGCGUUUGAUUACUACAUACCAUAGGGCACAACCUUUCAUACGUUGCCCCUCAAUUUGUAUAAAUAUGGGAAAAAUAAAUAAAGCCACUUACUGUGGGGUACUUCGGCUGGUGUCGGGGUUCUUUGGUACCAGUUUAACUUUUAAAUUUUUGUUAAUGAAACAUGUUGGGUUUAUGGGUGCUUAGUUAAAUUAAAGAGCUAAAUCAUUUUAUUAGUACACAAUUAGGAUAACCUGGAUCAUUGAUGAGCAUCUGGAUAAAUGGAACCAAGGAGGGAGAGACACGACAAGGGCACGUGAAGAGGGUCGAUAGUUGCGGCACCAGGAAGUGAUAGGGACAUGGGAAUGUAUGUAAUAAUCACACAGAUAACUGCAGCAUAGCUUAUUGACAGGGGCGAUGAAGUGUAGAAUAUGAGAUUUGCCUGCGUUGAUUAAAUUAACUUGAAAACCAAGCACAGAUGUAACAAGAGUAUAAAAUUCUUAAAUGACAUUCCUCUCAUCGUGAGUACAAGGUCAGUCAAUAAUUAGCAAUUAUCAUCAAUCCGCUACCUGGACUCAAGAAUAACUGUUUUAAAUUUAGCUGGCUGAGUGCAUUUCAAAAGUAAAUGGAAAAGAUGGUUAUCUCAGAAUAGGGGCUGCGGUGAGAUUUAUCUGGUGUCUAUUAUUCACAGGAAGUUAAAUGUAUAGCAGCAAGGGGCUACGGCUGCAAGACCUUUCUAUGAGAAUGUUGGGUUCUAUGAAGAGCUAUAUACAAGGAGAAAGAUACAUUCGGACACCCAGCCCAGGACUGACUGGAUAAUUAGAGAUUGUCAGGAAAUACGUCUGGUGACUGGAGAAUAUAGAGAAUUCUGGGAGAUUGAGUUUAUUCUGAUAAGGAAACCACCGUAGCAGAGGUGCCAAAAUGGUAGAUGCCCAGAUGUUUUAAAACGAAAACUUUCAUAAUGCUUUGUCAUUCUAAAAGCAUGCAAAGCAUCAUGGGAGUUGUAGUUCCGCAACAUCUGAGGAAUCUUCCUUUCGGGUACGCCUUCACUAUAGGAUCAAGGUAAAAGAACACAACAAGAAGUAUGCUGUAGUGGUUAUGGUGCCAGGAAUGUCCUGUCAUCCCUUUCCCCUAAUUUAAGUAGCCAAUCAGCUGGCCCUGCAGAGUAGGGUUUAGCUGAGACAUGCUACCAGAAGCUCCAUACAGGAGCUCUUACCUCUCCAGAGAGAAGGUGAACAACCCCUGGCAGACAGCAGAUGAGAAAUUGUUUGACUUCUUACAUUGGAGUGCGGGGAGGUGCCAGGGCACACUGUAGUGGUUAUGGUGUUUGGAAUGUUGGUUUAACCUUUUUUUUGUCCAAAAUAUUCUUAAACCGCUAUUUUUUUCUGCUAAACGUCCCUUUUCAGUUUAGUAAAUAAAAAUCCCACUGAAAAAAGAAUAAGCAGGACCAUAAUAAAGAUAAAAUGAACUGACUGAGAGACCAGUCUGGAACUGAAAUCCAGAAUCUGCAAUUUUAAUUAGCCAGCCGUUUCUAAAAUGCAUAAAUACACAUGAUUAAAGCAUUAACGUUACACCAGAGCAAUUUGCUUUUUAACAUCACUACUAAUGUAAUAAUCACUACCAAUCCUCUAACUGCAGGGGAAUUUAAUCUAAAACAGCAAAUGCUUUUACAAUCGAUUAAACCAUGAUUAAAAACUUGCAAUGCCUAUGAAUCUUCUAUCAAGAAAGAAAUAGAAAUAUAUUCAGGUUUUUUUUUUUUUUUUGUCAUCAUAUAUUAUUUUUAAAACUCUAUAGUUUCAUAAAGUACUGUAGAAAUCUACUCGCUUACAAAUCAUAUUGUUAUAAUGUGCUAUCUGCAGACUUGUCUUUUUGUAUCGGUCAUUAAAGGAACACUAUAGUCACCUAAAUUACUUUAGCUAAAUAAAGCAGUUUUAGUGUAUAGAUCAUUCCCCUGCAAUUUCACUGCUCAAUUCACUGUCAUUUAGGAGUUAAAUCACUUUGUUUCUGUUUAAGCAGCCCUAGCCACACCUCCCCUGGCUAUGAUUGACAGAGCCUGCAUGAAAAAAAAACCUGGUUUCACUUUCAGACUGAUGUAAUUUACCUUAAAUAAUUGUAUCUCAAUCUAUAAAUUGAACUUUAAUCACAUACAGGAGGCUCUUGCAGGGUCUAGCAAGCUAUUAACAUAGCAGGGGAUAAGAAAAUCUUAAUUAAACAGAACUUGCAAUAAAGAAAGCCUAAAUAGGGCUCUCUUUACAGGAAGUGUUUAUGGAAGGCUGUGCAAGGUCACCAUGACUUAUUAUUAUAAUAAUAAUUAUUAUAUAUUUUUUUUAAACGUUCAGCUCAGGUUUGCUUACUGCUUUCAAAGGAAACUUUACUUAAUUAUUUCAAGUUAUUAUUAAAAUGUUUUUCUAUAAGAUUCAUAUUCACGAGAAGCCAUUUAAAAAAAAAAAAACUAUUUUCAAAGCAAGUAGGUCACGAGUCAAUGAUGCUGAUGAACAUACUUAAUACAGCUUAAUUUUAAGCAUAUCCUCUAGAUCAGGCAUAGGCAACCUUCGGCACUCCAGAUGUUGUGGACUACAUCCCUCAUAAUGCUCUUACACCCAUAAUACUGGCAAAGCAUCAUGGGAGGUGUAGUCCAAAACAUCUGGAGUGCCGAAGGUUACCUAUGCCUGCAUCUAGAGGCAUAGGCUACCUUCGGCACUCCAGAUGUUUUGGACUACACCUCCCAUGAUGCUUUACCAGGAGUAUGGGUGAAAGAGAAUUAUGGGGAAUGUAGUCCAUAACAUCUGGAGUGCCGAAGGUUGCCUAUCCGAGCUCUUUUGAAUUCUUAUCUGCACCUGUUAUUUGUGUUUAAUCAGGGUUUUUUGGGGGGGUGUUUUUGGUCGUAGUUUUUUUUAAAUCUUGUAUCAUUUAAUCUUUAUAUUGCGCCACAGCAAAUGUUCGAACUAUAAUUAAUUGCUGUAAUGUUGUUUUUUUUUUUUUUUUUUUUCUCACUCUCUAUAAUUGUGAGAGGUAGUAUAUAGCCUAUGAUUAAUGUUCCAUUUAACGCACACCUCAUUGAGAUUCUAUAAUGCUUUAAGCAAACUAUUUUAUUGUGCAAUCUAGUGGUUUUAUUCCCUAAAUGGUGCAAUUGGGGAAAAAAUCAUUUUUUAGAAUUUUCAACUUGGAUUGCAAAUCGUUGCAAAAUCCUAUUAUCUUGGCAUUCUUUUCAACCUUAAGAUACACUGUCAAAUGUGCUGAUUACUACACAAAAAUGAGUGAGACAGACACGGCGCCACCCUUGUAACCAAGCACUGUGCCCGUGUAAUUACAUGAUGCCAAGCAGGUGACAUGAUCAGGCAGGCUUUGACAGCUAAUUCAAUGUCCCUUUUUAUCCUUUUGUAACACGUAUGGAGAGAUUUUUCGCUGAUGCACGUUUUUUGGCAUUCCUUCAUGAAAGGACAGCAGAUACAAACCUUGACACACUGUAAUCAUCGGGUUGUGUUGUAAUUUGUAAAGGAAUAUGGUUUUACAGGUAAGGAAGAGAAAGAUGGUUUGUGAAAAGACCAGGCAUGCGGAAGUAUCGGGUUACUGGGCAGAAAGGUACAGCAAACCUACAGACACUUGAAAAGGUAGAAAAAUACAUAAUGCGUAUAAGGCCUAAAGCUAUAAAAUGUGCUUAUAUUGGUGCCCAGAGAGUCUUUUUAAAGAACCAGUAUGCACACUUCCGUAUCCUAUUUUAAAUCCCAUUUAUCUAUUAGAAAUCGGCACUUUUAUAAAUGAGGAAACACCUCCCUGGCUGCCAAUCGGACAGUCAGGGAGGUUUGCUUCUUUCUCACGUGCAUUUUUGAAAAAAAAAUUUAUUUUGUAAUUUUUAAUUUUAUAUCCCCUUCUCAUUUUUAAAGUGGAGUGUACCUUUAAGGCGGUAUGAUCUCUGAUAACCAUUUGAUCAUAGGCAGAUGCCCAUAUUGAUGUCUUAUUGGCUAUUCUACUCUACUCUACUUGCCGUUGUUUAUUUGGUCCAUACAGCUAGAGGAUACUUACCAUUAUAUGCAGAGGUCUUUAAUUCCGUGUAGGAAUGAUCUGUCUGCAUGUUGUUUAUUGUUUUUAAGGGCUGCCUAUGCUAUAGAACUCUAGUCUCCAAACUUUUGAAUGCAACCCAGUUUAGGAAAAACAAAUAAAUUAAGAGCAGCGUCUCCAGUGCUAAAGCAUAAAAUAUAUAUUUUUUAUUUUGUGAAGAAUAUAGAAUGUCCCUAAUUUUCAUGACCUAUCAAGUCAGUCACUCAACCUCGGCGUCAAUCCAGUUGAGCAUGGGCCAUGGAUUAUACACUCUAACAAUUGGCAGACCACAUAACACAGAGAGCAGCAGAGUAAUAGGAGUGCAAAGUCCUGGGAGCCCAGAAGGCUUCCAUAACAAGAGUUUCAAAAGACCAGAUGUGCAUUGUAUGCUGGCUGUUCUGGGAAUCCUAUGGUCCCAUGGAGACCUCCUCAGUAAAGCAGUCCCAUCUACCCAGAAAAGGUUAGCGGAUCCUGUACUCCGAAACCUGUUAUUAACGGUAUCCUCUUGUUGAUGGCCUCCUCCAUCAAACCCGACAUGCUCUUUUUAAUAUAGCGGUUUUGGAGAGGUUGUCAGGAUCUCUGAAAGUGAAAAGUACUUUUCAGAAUAAUAAUGACAAGUUAUGUUUAUGAUCAUCAAAGAUAGCAUUUCUGGGAUUCUUCCUAAAUAUGUGUAUGAAAACAAUUUUAAAUAUAGAAUAUCAAACGGUACAACAAUCAUGUGAUGAAAAUCCGAUACCUACUAAAAAUGUAGUUUAAUCGUCCAUAAAUGGUCUGUAUCCUAGUUUAACAGGGGUACUCUCUAAAGCGAAAACUGUUGUGAAUUCAAAGUGAAUUUGAAUGGAAGGCCAAAAUAGCUGAAUGUGAAAAAUUCUUCGUGCCUGCUAUGCUCCCAGUUCAACUACUUUGGCCUUAAAUUUGGAAUUUACUCUGAAUUCCUCAAAAAUUACAGUCAAAAGUAUUUAUCAAUAUGUAGCAGGUGAGAAUAAUUAUAGACUUGAGAAACAAAAAAAAGAGAAUUCCUGAAUAUAUUUGUACAACCACAUGGGAUUGUGUUACAUAAACCCUGGGCCCUUUAGGUACCAGUACUGCCUGGUAUAUUGCAUCCGGCCAGAAGACUUCCUGCUUCCUUGUGAUAGAGAGCCAUGUCCUGCUUUACGUCUAGUGAAUCUUUGUUUGUUUUACGUUGUUUGUUCAGCUGUUAAUUUCAGGUUCCAUGUAAACACGCCACAGGUGGAAUGCAAACGUAUAUCUUUUAAGCAUUUCAUUGUAAACCAUUUCUGUGGAGUGCAGUACUGAAAAAGAAAUAAUCUCACGUCUCAUAUGCACUGAUCAGCCACAAAAUUUAAAACCACUGACAGGUGAAGUGAAUAAGCAUGUUUUUGAGAUUCUGUUUGCACAUGGUGGGAUCUUUGACCAUGCACCAGAUCUCCGUUAAACACAUGGUAUUCACUUCUGAUCAAACAGGACUUAAAGAUGGCUUCUCUGACUGAGCAAAAAUAACCAUAAAUAAGCUCUAAAAUAAACUAUUAAUGUACACAUAAUGAUACACAAGUAUUACAAUAACGUUUUGGUUUCAAUAAUUUUUUUUCUUUUAGCACGAUUUAUAUAUUUUUACGAUUAUGCUUGAACUGUUUUUGCAUAAUAAUAAUAACUUUACAGUAAAAUAAGAUUUCUCUGAAAAUAUUGCAUAUUCAUAUUAUAUUUUAAUAUCUGAGAAAUGUAAAGUAUUAGAGUAACUUUUAAUUACUGGUAUGUUUAAAAAAAAAAAAUGAGGUAAUACCGGUAACUCCAUUGUUGGCUUGUGCUUAGAACGACAAAUAACGCAACGGUGGAGGACAGUCACUGAAUCAAUGCAGUUUUCCAGCAUGCAUUUUUAAUAGACUUCCUGCAUUAAAGGGACAGUUUAGUCACCAGAGAGAUUCUAGUGUUCUGAUUAAACAAAGUGCAGGCUGAAGUGAAAUUUGUUGUGUAAUGUAUUCAUGUCUAGGCUUUGGCAGCCCAGGGCUUACGAGAACAUUUAUUUAAUCUGGGAUUGGUUGUGUGGGACGCUAAAUAAAAUGCAAACAAUGCAGUGUUAGAAGCGUUUGAGCAUUCUCUCCUUAUCAACCACAUGUAUCCGGCCUGCUCAUAGUGCUAACAUUUUGAGUCACCCUUCACCCCACCCAGGGUCUACAGUAGAGGUAUAAGAGCAUUAGUGAAAAGAUUUAGCUGAACCGUAUCCAAAACAAGCUGUAGAUGUUACACAAUGCGUGUUUUCCAAAGUUUGUUUGCUUGAUAGCAAAUGAGGUAACAUUAUAGUAAAUCUGUGUUAUCCUUUUAAAAAGAUUCUUUCUUCAAACAUUUGGAGUAUAUUAGCAUCACCCUUGAGCCCUUUGUAGUCCAGAAGACAGUGGGGAUAGAUGACACUCUUGUCACGGCAAUAUUUAUGAAGAGAUAUUAGGUGAAUGUGCCAAUUUAUCCAAUCGGGUAUGGCGAUUGUCUUUCAAGACUGGUGGAAGUGUUAUCUCAAGACAUAUGACUCCAUUGUAAUAAGGUAAGAAUUUCCAACUGUGACCUUCUAAAUCAAGGUCAGUCAUGGAGAACUUAUGGUACAAGUGCCACCAUUGGUUCAGAGGUGGCAGUCGGGCCUCCUGGGCUACUGGGCAAUUUAUUGUGGCACUGAGUAAAUGUGGGAGGUUUUUGUCAUUCUUCACCCCAUGACCACAUCGUAUAUUAUCCAAAUUUAGCCAGUAUGGACAUCAAUAUAUGUUAAGAAUUUUAACUGAAGCAAUUGUGGACAGGAAUCUUAUCUUAUUUGCUGGUUAGAGCAGGGAAUGGGAUACAGAUCGUAAAAAGAAUGGAAAUGAAAAUUGAGAGGAAGCAGAAGCGGUCAAAUGGAUGGGGGCUGCCCUCUUGCAUAAAAUGAAGCACAGAUCGAGAACGGGACAGGUAAAUGGCGAGAAAUCUGUAUGGAGAUAGGUGGUCUUCAUGUGGAAGGGAUAGGAAGCAAUUCUAGGUAAGAAGUAAGGAAGCAGAUUGGAGUGACAAACGAUAAAAAAGAGAAACAAAAACAAGUCGAGUGAAUAAUCUACAGAAAACUAUUGAAGAAAAACAAAAUAAAAAUGGUGGAUUGGACCUUUUUAAAUCUAUUACUUGUCUUCUAUAGAAGAUUACAGCUGGACUCCAAAUGUUAAUCAUGAAUGUUCCAGGUGAUGGUUAAACCUUAUAUAUAUAUAUAUAUAUAUAUAUAUAUAUAUAUAUAUAUAUAUAUAUAUAUAUAUAUAUAUAUAUAUAUUUUGUGCUUUUUAUGUGUAUUUGAAUGUGGCUUUUUUUUUUUUUUUUGGUUGUUGUACUUUUUGUGAAUGAGGCCCAUUUGUUUGGUUGAGCAUAAAACGAAUGCCAUAAAUCAGCUGGCUAGAAUUACCUUGGCUCAGAAGCUAACCCGCCAGCUGUUUUCUGUAACAAUUGGAUAAAUCAAGGUCAAGUUGUGACUUCCUUUCUUGGUCGACAUGUGACUUCUCGGAGUCUGGUGCUUUUUGCAUGCCUGUGUGUGCCCUGAUGCAUUGCUGAAAUCACUCAACCUUGAAACCUUCCUGUCUGUAUCAAAGCCCUCUGGAAAUCUGGAUUCUACAUUCAUUUUACUGAUCUGUCUCUAAUAUGAUGCUAUCAUCUAUUAUAUUUUCAAGACUUGUGUAUGCAUAGACCUUAACCUGCACUUAAUGAAGAUUAUUAUUUUUUUUUUUUUAAAGGACAGCAUUACCAUUUUCUAAAAAAAAGUAAAAAUUAUAAAAAAAAUUAUAAAAUGAAUUUCUAUUAAGUAAUAUUAUGUCAUAUUAUAUAUAUAUGAACUCUACUCUACAAAUCUGUAAUAUUGCCUCUUCGUACAUUUUAUAUCCACAUUGAUAUUAUUUUUUUUUUUUUGACAAUCUUUAUUUAUGUAUUCAGUUUUACAAUUUUGAAAGGAUGGGUGUACAGAAGGGAAAAGGGUGGGAAGUCAAACAGUUAUUUGUAUUGCACCAAUGCAGUGAUAGAUAUCCAUAAUAGCAUAACAAUACCCAUUUCCGUGUUUAUAGAUCACACAGUAGUUGAGAGCUGUGGGUAUACCCAUUAUCUAGUGCAAUUCGACCUGUUCUGUAUCUGUGAGUGUCCUAUGUCUUUGAUAUUCUCAUACCCCCAACCAUUUGGGACUUCUUGCAGCUCAGGGCGUGAUAUUCGUGGGAGGGGUGUGGGGCCCAGCCAAGUGCAAGUAUGUAGAGGCUGUAUGUGUGGGUGGGUCUGCUUGUGGCGGGGCUUCCCGGCAGGUUUGUUUAGGGCUUUUCAAAUGUUGUGGCUAGGGUGUCCUGUCCCGUCCCACCUGUGUCCAGGUGUACGAACCCUGGAAGGAAUGUUCUUUUCUGUGGUUGGGGGAGCAUGAGUAAGAGAUAUGUCCCGCGGGUGUGCGAGCCUAGCAGGUGGUAUUGCAUGUGUGUUGUUGGGUUGCUUCUGGGGCUAAAAGCUGUGGGGUCUAUUGUGCGGUGGAUCUAGCUUAUGGGCCAUUAGAUUUUUGGGUGUUUAGGGUAUCUUGUGUGUUUCUGUCCCUUAAUAUCGCUUUUGUGAGUUCUAUCUACUGUCCCUCUGUGGAUCCGUGUUUGGUAUGGUACAUCUGUACAUGUUCUCUUGGAUUGAAUGUCUCAGUCAAGUACGUGGUGUGGGGUGGUCUGGUCAAGCAGAAGUCAGGAGGAUGAGGGGGUUAUAUGGGGUGGGGUGGCGGGUGCAGUCUAGCUGGGGAAAAGAGGAAGCAAGAUUAGGAGUAAGGCGGGAGAGGGCAUCGGUUACUUAUCGGAGCGAAGUUUUUCAUGAGGCUGAGCCUGCUGCCGCGGUGUAUAGGAUCCAGGGGGUCCAGGUUAGGUGGCAUUUCUCCGAAUGGCCCCGGAGGGCUGCUGUCAUGGACUCCAUGGAAUGUAUUUCUCCCACUCUAUCCACCCAUUGUUGGAAGGCGGGGGAAGUCGUUUUUUUUCCACAGGGUGGGUAUCAAUGAUUUAGCUGCAGUCAGUAGGUGUCUAGUGAGGGAUUUUUUGUAUGUUUGCAGCGAAAUGCUGGUGUGAUGUAGUAGCAUGGGUAGGGGUUGAAGUGGGAGCUCAGGGUCUGAUAUCUCUCGUAUUUUGGUGUUUACCAUCUCCCAGAAUGGGAUGAUGGCUGGGCAGGUCCACCAUAUGUGGAUCAUGGUGCCUCUCUCUGCUCCGCAUCUCCAGCAUUUUUCGUCAUUGUCCGGGUUCAUGCGAUGCAGUAUGUCAGGGGUUCGGUACCAGGUGGUUAGUAGUUUAUAGCUCAUCUCCUGAAAUUUUGAGCUAAUAGAGCUUUUGUGUGUGAGUAGGAAUAUUUUAUCCCAUUCACGGGCCUCAAGUACCUCCCCCGUCUCCCUCUCCCAUCUGGCGAUGUAUUUCGGUGGUGGUCUAUUCUCACCCUCCAAUAGCAGUGCAUAUAGCGUCGAGAUCCCUCUCUCGAUGUGUCGUCUACUGAUGCAUAUUUUUUCAAAAUAUGUGGGGUCUCGGUGGAAUUGCUGUUUGGCUGUCGCGGAGUUGUAGAAGGAUUUGACCUGGUGAUAUCUGAACCGGUCGAGCAUCGUUGGUGCAGUAUCAGGGAUUAGUUCGGGUAGGGUUUUCAGUGCGCUGUUGUUGCACCAUUGGUGUAUAUAGGACCAAUCGGACCGGCCAAAGUUUCUUAGGUCUGCGGGUGACAGUCCUCCUCCAAUGUCUGGGUUAUGGGUGAGGGGUGUAAGCGGGUUGCUAUGUGUCGUCAGCUGGUAGGGGAAUCGGAGAGCGCACCAUACUUUUAGGGUUGCGGCUAUCAGAGGAUUGCCGGUGUUGAGGGCGUUCGGUGUAAUUCCCGUCCUCCAUAGUUCCGAGGGUAUUUUCCCCUCGGCCUGAGCUAGUUCUGCCUGCACCCAUAGUUUCUCCGUUGGAUGCGAGUGCCAGUCAGUGACCCUCAGCAAAUGGGUUGCUCGGUAGUAGCCAAUGAUCGAGGGGAGUCCCGCUCCCCCCUGCAAUUUGGGUAGCUCCAGUUGGAGCUUGCUGAUUCUCGGAGCUCCUCUUUUCCAUACGAAGUGUCGAAUCGCGGUGGAAAUGUUGUGGAAAAAGGCCCGAGGGACGGUGAUCGGGAUUGUCUGGAAGAGAUACAGAAUGCGCGGGAGGAUGUUCAUUUUUAUUGCGUUAAUACGACCGAACCACGAAAUGUAGAGGUCAGUCAGCCUGUAGGGAGGUGAGGAUUGGGGCAAAAUUAGCCUGGUAAAGAUGUGAGAGGUCUUUGGUCAACCAAAUGCCGAGAUAUUUCAAUUUGGUACCGCACCAUCUGAACCCGUAGUGGGAGCGUAGUUGCGCACCGAGUGCGGCUGGGGCCGCGAUGUUCAUGGCCUCCGACUUGUCGGUGUUGAGUUUCAGGUUCGAGAUCCUUCCAAAUCGUUGGAAUAGGCCUAGUGUGUUUGGGAUGGAGAUCAGGGGUUGUCCCAGGAAGAACAGCAGGUCGUCGGCGUAUGCCGCUACCCGAUGUUCUACGUUCCCUAUUGUGUGUCCUGUGAUUCCCCCGUCCAUCCUGACCGCCUCCAGGAACGGUUCCAGGGAGAGGGCGAACAGCAGGGGGGACAGGGGACACCCCUGUCGUGUGCCAUUUCUUAUAGGGAAUGGCUCUGAGAGGGCACCGUUGACUCGUAUUCGAGCCGUGGGUGUCGUGUAGAGUGCCGCUAUCCAUGUUCGGAUAUUAGGUCCGAGUCCCAUGUGUUGUAGGGUGGCUGCGAGGUAGGCCCAGUCCACUCGGUCGAAGGCCUUUUCAGCGUCCGUGGAGAGGAGAGUAAGACGCCGACCCUGCCUUCGAGCCGAGUGGAUAAUGUUGAGGGCCCGUAUGGUGUUGUCCCGUGAUUCUCUGCCUGGGAUGAAGCCCACCUGGUCCGGGUGGACCAGUGAGGGAAGCACCCCGGCAAGACGGAGGGCCAUGGCCUUCGCAAACAACUUUAGGUCUGCAUUCAGGAGGGAAAUGGGGCGGCACAGCAGGCUGGAUCUUUUCCCUCUUUAGGUAGGACCGUAACCACGGCCCUGAGGGUGUCCAUCGGGAACUGUUCGCCCUCUAGCAGUGAGUUCAGGCCUGUCAACAGGUGCGGCAGCAGAACGUCUCUAAAUGUGCAAAGGUAGCUCCCAGGGAGACCAUCUGGACCCGGCGCCCUGUUUGAUUUGGUUAGUUUAAGCGCCGCAGUUAGUUCCUCCAGGGACAGGGGCUGUUCCAUGUUCGCGGCUUGGUCGGGGGUGAGUUUCCGGGUGACGUGUUUGGUGAGGAAGUCUGUUAGCUCGCGUUUGUGUUGUGCGGGGAAAAGUGCGCUGGGCGUGUCGGCCAGGUUAUAUAGGCUUGUGUAGUAUUCCCUGAAUGCCUGUAGGAUCUCUGCUGGCAGUCUCGUUUCCUGUUGGCCAUGGGCUUUUAUUUUGUGAAUGUGGGUUUGCCUCCGUCUCUGCUGCAAAGUCCGGGCCAGCAGUCUACCGCAUUUAUUCGAGUGUUCAUAAAAAAAGCGGUGUGAGCUGCGUACCACUUUAAGCAGCUUCUGUGAGAGUAUGUCCCUAAGCUGUCUUCUCGCGUUGGUCAGUUGGAGGUAGAUGUCUUCUGUCAAAUCCCUUUUAUGGGUGGAUUCGAGUUCAGUUAUCUGUUUAGUCAAUUCCAGGAUGCGUCUGGUGUUCUCCCGUUUGCGUUGUGUGCAAAGAUUUAUGUAGUGCCCCCUGACUACGCAUUUGUGCGCCUCCCAGGUUGUCAGAGGGGAUACGUCCGGGGUGGUGGUUGUUUCAAAAUAUUGGGUAAGGACCUGUGUGGUCAGCCUAGAGCAUUCUGUAUCCGAUAGUAUGGUUUCGUUUAAUCGCCAAUGGCGCUCCCGUGGCUUGAAGAGGGGCGAUUUGAAUCUGGAUGGACACAGGGGCGUGAUCAGAGUCUCCUUGGAUCCCAAUGUCUGCGGUGAUAAGCAGGGGGAGGAACUCUUGCGCGAUAAAGAUGUAAUCUAUCCUGCUGUAUUGAUUGUGGGGGGCAGAGUAGCAGGUAUAAUCCCUGCUGUCCGGGUGUGCCGCCCGCCAGCAGUCGGAUAGGCCUAGUCUGUUGAGUGUUUGUUUGGUCCUGCGUAUGCAGUGGUCUGGGAUGGUGCUGUCACCCCUUGACGUGUCUACUCGGGGGUCCAGAGGGGUGUUCAAGUCACCCGCUAGUAUCAGUAAGCCUUCCUUGAAUUUGUCUAAGCGGGACAGUGCCUUAGCCAGGAAUGUGUGUUGACCCCGGUUGGGGCAGUACACAUUAGCUAGGGUAUACGGGCGUUCUGCUAUGGUUCCUUUUAUGAAGAGAAACCGUCCCAGCGGGUCUACCUGUGUGGCGGUGCAUUGGAAGGGCACCGUCCCUGUGAAGAGAAUUGCCACACCUGAUUUUUUGGAGUCCUGGUGGUUCGCGAAAAAGCCCUGGGGGAAUCUUUUAUCAUGUAAUGUGGGGGCUGACCCAUCUUUAAAGUGGGUCUCCUGCAGAAAUGCCACGGAGACCUUCUGGGACCACAGUGUCCGCAGAAGAUGUGUGCGCUUCUCGGGGAUGUUCAAGCCCCUUAUGUUGUUGGACCAGAACCGAAGCGGGGCUGAUUGAAAUUUUUGAGACAUCGUGGCAGAGGCGGGCCAGGCUGGGAUGGGGAAGUGGGAGGGGGAUGAGGGGAAAAGAGAGAGGGGGGGAGAGAAGUUAGAUAUAAUAAGUGGUGGGGGGGAGGAGAGAUGUCGGGGAGAGCAAGUCUGUCGGUGACCGUCGGUGUGUGUGUGGGGGUGGGGGAUAGUGUGGUCAGGGGUAAAAGACAACAGUGACCCAAGAUCGGUCGUGUUCCCCAGGGGACGUCCGAUCCAUCUAUGGUCGGUAAGACCUCUGGGCCCGAUCGAAUUUACAAGCCGAGUCGGUUGUGUGGGGUUGUAGUAACCAGGUGGAGUGAAAUUCUCAUGGGGAAAUUGAGGCUACUGCUUGUGCCCGGCUCAAGUGAGUUGCUCGGGUUACCGGAGCCUGGGGAGCCAAUCGCUCAAGAACGCAUCGCCGCCGUGAGCUGCAGACCCUUUGUGUAUAUAUCAGAGAGUUAUGUAACAGUGGGGGAAGAAGAAAAAAAAAAAUAUAGAAUAAAUUAGGAGGGGUUAACUUGAACAUUAUAGCAUAAACUUGGCCUAACGUACUAUACUAUUAAACGGCCGGAGCCAGGCCUGUCCCGCCUCAUGGACCCCUAACAGUCCUCGCCCACCUCUUUAGUCCCCCCUGCGGGUGUCAGCUCCCCCCUGGUACGUCUGUGGUGCCUACCUAGGAUCUCUCCUCCCCAUUGUGUCUGUGUCUCAGGUCCCACUAGCCCAGUUAGAUGCCUCAGUUUAUCGGGCCCACUUAUUCCCUAACCCGAGGCCUGGUGUAUUGCCCCCCCUAUAUGCUUGGGCUAGGUAUGUAGUGUCUAUCUUGUUGGCUACAGGGGGUGUAGUGUCGCCCCCCCCCCCCUCUCCCCGCACCACCCCGAACAGGCACCCGGCCCCGCUCCCCGCCCGCUCCCUCUGUGUCCCCCAAGCCCGCUAGUUCCACGAACUUCCCUCCUGCACCCGAGCAAAACUAGUAAGGGGAACCUUUAACAGCCACAUGUGGAGGGAUAUGAGUGCCCAGGUUGUGUGCCCAAGGCCCACCCGCGCCCCUAUGUUGGAGUGACCAUGAUCGUAGAGUAAGUUAGCCCUCCACACAUGUGAGUUUCGUGUCUGCUAUCCCUCCUCCCAAGUAGGCUUUUCCCACCCGCUGUAGCUUUCUGGAUGGCUAAGAGUCCUGGGUUUUGUCCGUAAGGCGUGGGCUGGAGUUCUGAGGCAGUUAAAUCCCGGAGCAGGCGGGGGGAGAAGGGAUGGGAGCAACCCAGCCAGCGUGGGCCUUGUGGUGGGGCAAAGUUUUAAAGCAGAGAGGGGAGGCACAUACCGCCAAUGGGAGAAACCUCUGCAAGUCCAGGGUGUCCGCACCCGCCAGGUGUGCAGAUGAAGGGGGGACCGCCAUCCCGCGGGGGAGGGUGGAUCUCAGACCCAUGUGACUCCGGGCUUUAUUCUUCGGGGCCGUCCGGUCCCCCUCUCCGUGGGGGCCUUUCCCUCCGGUUGCUAGGCGGAGUCGGACCAGCGGGGCCCGCAGGAUGCUGUGGUGGACCCAUCAAGAUCCAGUUAGGUAUGGCUACCGCAGGCAGGUCCAGGGCUCUCAGGAACCCGGGGACUUCGUUCGGCCAUCUCAGCGUGCGCCAUGCGUUGUCCUUCCGGGCUUGCAGGCUAAAAGGGUGUCCCCAUCUGUACGGGAUCCUCCUAUCUUGCAGCAUACGGGUAAGUGGACGUAGUGCUCGGCGGGCUUCCAGCGUCAGGGGCGAGAGAUCUUGAAACAGGGACACCUGGGCGCCAAGAUACGUGAUGUUUUGUGAUCUGGCCGCCUUCAUAAUGGCUUCUUUUAGUUGAAAAGAUAGUAGACAGCAUAUAAUGUCUCUGGGGGGUCCGUCGUUCCUAGGGGGUCGGAGUGCUCUGUGGGCUCUCUCAAUAUUGUAGGUGUCUGGGGCUUCCUCUCCCAGUACAUCCGCGAAAAGUUGCUGCAGGAUGUCGCUGAGGUCUUCCCCCGCUUGUUCUGGCAGGCCUCGCACGCGGAUAUUAUUGCGUCGUCCGCGGUUAUCCAGGUCUUCGACCUGUCUUCUUAGAUCCAGGAGAACGGUACCCUGCCUUGAGGUGGCAUUGUCGGCAGCUUGGGAGUGUUGAGAGGCCAGCAUACCACAUUGAUAUUAUUAUUGAUCUUUUUAGAAUUGUGCUUACUAAUCCUGUGUGUAUAUAUAUAUUCACCAUGGGCCUGGCACCCACUCUCCAGUCUUGUUCCUUACCUCGGUGCAAAUUCCAACCAAACUUUAGAUCUCCAAAAACACUCUAGAGGACUUUGUGAUAAGUUUCAGUAUUCUUUAUUGUGUCCAAUCCCCUAAGUCAAUGUUUCAGUGCUUGUAUCAGGACUUUUAUCAAGAAUGAAUAUAUAUAUAUAUAUAUAUAUAUAUAUAUAUAUAUAUAUAUAUAUAUAUAUAUAUAUAUAUAUAUAUAUAUAUAUACUUUUUUUAUUUUAUUUUUUUUACACUGCUGCAUCUUCUUUUUAUCUUCUUUUGGUCACUUCUCACUUGAUCUAUUAAUAAAAUCUACUUAUAGUGGCUGUUACCUAGACCUCAAUUUUGUUUGCUCGGGUAUACAUCCAUAUAGCACUUUGGAGAUACGAUGUUUGGUCAGAUCACUGAUCAGUCUAAAUCCGAAAGAAUUGCAAUUCUCCCAAAACCGAACGCACAAGUGUAAUAUCAAUUGCUUCUUUAAUAUACAUUUUAAAGCAAAUGGUUAACACAAGUUAGAAGUAAUCUUUAAAAUAAUUCAUUUUCUUCUUAUUAAUUUAAUUGGUACUUUCCAAAGAAGUGACCGUUCCUCUUUUAAAGUUGUAAUUUUACUACUUUUUUCCCCAAAGAUUAUUUGAAUAAGUAAUUUCCAUUUUUUUUUUUUUCUCUCCUUAGGGACUGCUCCAAGUGCCCCUCUUUCAUCGAUCACAGAAACUCAGGUAUGUCACAGUGGCAUUGCUAGGUGGUAAAAAAAAAUUUGAAAUGUGAGUCUCUCCAGGACAGUAGAAUUCUUAAUCGUUAAUUAAGAUGUUUAGGAUCUAUACUAUAAAAUUUGUUGUUGACUUUAAAACCCUAUAAAACUUGUGCUACAUUGAUUGAUUGCUCGCUCAUUUGAAGCUGUAAUGCGUAUAUUGAUAGACUUGGAUUUGAUGAUCACAGAAAUGUCUGCUUGAAAACCAUUUGAGUCUGGUAGAAAAAUCUACAAAUCUGCAAUAUUGCCUCUCCGUACAUUUUUAUAUCCACAUCCCUCUUCUAAAAAGUCACCAUUCCCAUCAAUGGACAAACACAACUGCGUACUCACAUAAAGAUCAAUUAUUCAGAUAUAAUGCUUUGGGCCAUUUUAUAUACAACAUUCAAGCAAUUAUGUUUCAAUUUUACUACACAGCUUACUGUGUAUAAUGCCUGCACCUAAUACAUGCUUAAAACAUAUAAACUGUCUUUUAGCAGAACAUGAGUGAACAAAUAGAAAAUGGUGGCCUCCGAGCCUCUAUUUAAAAUGCAGAGAUAUAUUCAUUAAAUUGUAAUGAAAUGACAAACUAAUUUAGGUAAAAAUAACACAAAAUUAAAGGACCACUAUAGUGUCAGGAAAACAAACUCGUUUUCCUGGCACUAUAGGGUCUUUAGGUCCCCACUCCCACCUGGCUGAAGGGGGAGGAAGGGGUUAAACGCGUACCUUUCUCCAGCGCCGGGUUCCUUCAGUGCUGGGGAAAUCUCCUCCCUCUUCCAACAUCAGCGCUGAAUGCGCAUGUGCAGCAAGAGCCGCGCACACAUUCAAUCAGUCCCUAGGAAAGCAUUAUUCAAUGCUUUCCUAUUGACGACAGCGUCUUCUUACUGUGAUUUUAAGUGAGACAACCACUAGAGGCUGGAUUAACCCUCAGUGAAACAUAGCAGUUUCUCUGAAACUAUGUUUACAGCUGCAGGGUUAACCCUAGAUGGAUCUGGCACCCAGACCACUUCAUUGAGCUGAAGUGGUCUGGGUGCCUAUAGUGGUCCUUUAAUGGCUUUGAAAUGAACAUGCUGCAAGAGUACUGUUUGAAGCCAUAGUAGCUCUUCACCGUGCUAGGCCCAGUUUGUACAAAGCACAGAUAAAAGGUACCCCAGUCGAUCUGGUUCGACCAUAUUACUGGACCACCAGUUGAUCUAGGUCCAAAGCUUACAGUUUAAGUGAUCACUUUAUAAAUUUUUGGUUUGUUUGUGCCUUUUAAUUAAAUUUUUUUUACUCUUCAUUUUUAUUUUAAUUUUAUUAUUUUGGAUAUAUGACUCUCUCUCUUCUACUCCGCAGAUGGUUCAAUGUCUGGGCUUUGCCAUAUACCGUGCCUUGGACUGGGGCCUGGAUGACAGUGAAGAGCGGGAACUCAGUCCUCAGCUGGAGCAGCUCAUUGACCUAAUGGCCAACAGUGACUCUGAAGGGACCCUUACAGAUGAAGGGUAUGAAGAUCCAGAAGAUGAGGAUGAAGAGGGUUUUCCUCGGGUGGUCCGCAGUUUCCCAGCGGUGCUACGUCUCUGUGCAUCUCGCCUUCCAGAGCCCCAUGAGGCACAGUCCCACUACCAGGCAGUUUGUAGAGCAUUAUUUGCAGAGACUGUAGAACUCAGAGCUUUCCUGAAGAAGAUACGAGAUGCCAAAGAGGUGAGAAGUCCAUUUGGCUAUUCUUAUUUAGGCGGAUAAGGGUUCCUAUUGAGUUCCUUGCGUAACCUCUGGGUUCUGGACUUCCAGGUAUUAAAGAAGCUAAAGGUGGAAGAGUCUGAACCAGAUGGACUGGUGAACCUGCAGAACACUGACUGGGUGAGUAGAUAUACCGGCAGGAGAUAUUUAAUUCUCCAAAGUAUUGUCUUAAAAACAGUUGUAUAUCCUAUGUUAGCGUAGAACCAUAGGGGAGGUGGUCAACACAAGAUGAGUUAACUCCUCAGCAUUACUGGAUUAGUCUGCCAGCUUUGGAGAGGCAGUUAUUGAAGUUUUUCUCUAAAAACAAAAAAUCUAAUUUUGAACUUUCAAGCUCUGAAAUUAGAGCUUUUUUCCCCCUUCUUUGAGAGUUUGGAUGACUUUGGCAUUUCUGGCUAGUGAGUAGUUUCAUUGACCUCAAAUACUGAGCUCGUCUUCCUGUCUAAGGAAAAUCUCUUGUUUUUAAUAUACUGGGGGAUUACCUAGUUUGUGUAUCUCGUCAUGCCUCAAACACGUUUGGGGUUAUUCACUAAGGUGAGAAAUUCCAGGAAUUCAAAGUGAGCUCAAAGUUAAUUUAAUCAUUUACACCAAAAUUAGGUGAAUUAGAAAAAUUCUCUAACUCGUUAUUCUCACUUUGGUGAAUAACCCUGCUUUGUAAGAAUUUUUAAAGAAAAUUAUUCUAAUGAAAUUAACAUUUUAUUUAAUACCAUUUCCUCUUUCUGCUCUGCAUGGGAUAGGCUUUGUACUAGAAAUGUGAGCGUACGCAAAACCGGUCUUGCCGUGUUAUUACAUUCUGUUCUGUGGGUUCCCCGUCUUUCCUUCGCAGGCACGUCUGUGGGUGCAGCUGAUGAGAGAUCUGCGUCAUGGGGUCCAGUUAAAGAAAGUUCAGGAAAACACGUUUAACUCUUUGCCGACCGAAUAUCAGCUCACACCCUUUGAGAUGCUCAUGCAGGAUAUCCGAGCCAGGAAUUACAAACUGCGCAAAGUCAUGGUGAGUUAAAUGAAGCUGGUAUGGUAUUGGAGGGAAUUUAGCGGGCACCAUAGUUUGUGCCAGCCUUACAUGUUGAAAUUGGUUUUUUUUCUUAACAAAAAUGUGUUCGUGUGCGCCAAGUUAGGGAUAUUUUCAGUACAUAGCCGCUCCAGUGUUCAUAAGGGUUAUCGGUUAUUUCUAUUCCAGACUCUAAGGCAGGCCUUCACAACCUGCAACUCCCCAGAUGUUUUGAACUAUAACUCCCAUGAUCCCCUGGCUAUCAGCCAUAAAUCCCUGGCUAUCUGUUUCAUUCAAAAUAAUAUGGGCAUUGGCUAUCUAUUUUAUUCAAAUAAUCUGGGGGGGCACAUGUUGUAUCCCACCCUGUAUACAUGAUAUCCUUUGUAAACUGCUCUAUAUCAUUGAGCCAUUUUUAAUACUAUUAAUAAUUAUACUCCUUUUUAAAUUGGUAUUCUGGCCCCUUCCCUAUCUGCCACUUACUGUGCAAUGUAGCUGUUGGGUUGUGUGUACAGGUAGGUACGGGUACAGGUAGGUUACGGGUACAGGUGUGUACUUGUGCAGGUAGCAGUCGGUGCAUCUGUCUUUGUGCAAUUGUGUCCAUGAAUUUUAAUGCUACUAUUUAGUUGUUACAUAGGUAACAGUGAGUUUAUGUACAGGUGUCACACUGCAUCAUGGGAGUUGUAGUCAAACAGGGUGGAGAGACUACAAUGAAACACUGUCUGUACAAACCAUCUGUCAUUCUAAUGAAGGGCAAAUACUCUAGCUAUACAUAAAUUUAGCAUCACAGCUGCAAAUCUUCCAUUAGCUCAGUCUAUAGGAAGUGUUGCAGCGACCUCUACUGCUCAAUAUGUAUAAAGGCGACAUAUCCUGGUUGAUCUAAAAAAAACAUUAUGAAAGACUAAUUUUGGCCAUAACCUUAAAACGAAAUACAAAGAAUCAAAAUUGUAAAUAAUUAAAUUUAUUUAAAAAGAAAAAAUAGUGUCAACAAGAGAUAUCAGGCUAUCUUUGAAAGAAAAAAGAAAAAAAAGGUUUAAAAAAGAAAAAACUCUGUUUUAAUAAAUUAUAUACAUUUUUUAAAAAGACUGCACUAUUAAAAAUUUUUGGGUUUUUUUUAGUACUUUUUCAUAAUGCUUAUCUUAUUUUCUACCAUUUCAUUUGCUAGUCUCUUGCUUUUCCUGCCCAUCUUUCAGUCCAUUUCCUGUCUGUCUAUUUUUUAAAAAUUUAUACUUAAUUAUUUAUGUAGGGUACAAAGCGAAGAAAAAGGACAAAAGGGAUAUACAUAAACCUCACAAAACAAAAUACAUGAAAAACAUUAAACACACAAAAGAAAAAAGGAUACAAAGACACUGUCUGUUUCUUUAAAUCAUUCUCCGUUGCUAAAUAUGUAUAAUGAGCUUGUGUUUACAGGUCGGAGGAGAUAUUCCACCAAAGGUUAAGAAAGACGCCCAUGAACUCAUCUUGGACUUUAUCAGGUCUCGGCCUCCCCUAAAACCGGUAAUUAAUGUUGCUCUAAUUGAAAUAAUGAGCCUGUGGCUUACGUUGGGUGAAAAAUAAUGUGUGUUGGUUUUUUUUCCCAUUUAAAAGGUUGCCCAAAGAAAUUUACCCCCAUUGCCUCUCAGACAGAGGAGUCUGCACGAGAAGAUCUUGGAGGAGAUCAAGCAAGAGCCUAAACUACGCCCGGUGGAAACACGAAGACGGGGACAGAAAGGUACCUCCUGCUCUAAUGAUUUGCUCUGGGGUGCAUGCCCUUUUACUUUCAAAAUAAAGAGGAUUAUAACAUAACAGAAGUUAAAGAUAAAUAUCUUCUUUAUUUAUAACUGACACCAGAGGCGUAACUAGAAACCAUCAGUCCACGGUGCAACAUUUGUCCGGUGCUUUCUUCUAAUCCAUAACCGAUUUUGGUUAGAUUUUUGUCAAUCACUUUUAUUGAAAAUGUUUAAGUAUUUUGUUAUUCUGUUCUGCUGUCAUGCUUUACUGCUUAUUAAAAAGUUAUUAAAGGGACACUCCACUUUGGAUCUGACCCAUAAAAUGCCAAGGUCAUUGUAACGAAUCGACGGGCACCCUGACUGGGUACCUCCGUUGAAGGAUGCUCCUAGCGCUUCCUGAGGACUCCAAGCACUGCAGCAGACACCAUAACUGCUGUAGACUCCUCCAGAGAGCAAGGCAGGAACAAGCUCUUACAAGAGCUUAGUAGUGAUUUAGCAAGGGAAUAUGACAAGCAAAGCAAUCCCUUGUAGCAGAUUCCCCCAAUAAGAGACGGCACUCCAAAUUGAGGGUGAAGUAGAACUGACUGUACUGGCACAUACAGCCUCUUUUAUUCACAAUCCACAAACAUCGUACUGCCCACAGGGUUUUGAAAUACAACCAAUCAAUCCGUACAAUACACACAGACACUCCCACACAAAAUCCUCCCCUCUGCCUGUGAUAUGAUUACUGAACACAAUGGUUAAUAUAAUUAUCACAGGCAGAGAAAUACAGUAUUAUAAAACCUAUCACAGGGACCCCAAAACAUGCAAUAACUCCAUAAAAAGUAUAUCCGGGGGAUCUGGGUGAACCACAUAUCCAAAAUUCACCCAGAUCCGUUCAGUAGUUUGGAAGAUAUGGUUUAAUGCAGAUUCCGCAGAACAUAUACAGGCUAUAUGAAAAAUAAUUACUGUAUAAUGUGUCCCCUGUUGUAUAGUUUAAAACUACUGCACAAUGUCUUUGUGCACCAAAUACCGGCGAGAUGGCACCGUGUAGAAAAGUCCAAACAAUGUCUGUGAGUUAAAAUGGCCGCCAUCCAUUGUUCUCACCAUGUGCUUCAUCCAUUGUUCUCCCCAUGUGCUUCAUCCAUUGUUCUCGCCAUGUGCCUCUGAUACAUGAAAUGGUGGCCACUCAGUAACUCCACAGUAUGUCCCCACAUGGUUCUUAAAGGACCAGCAGCAGCAUAAUAAAAUACAAUAUGCCCAAAUCACUUAAUAGAAGGGCAAUACAUCCCAGGGCCAUAGUCGCAGGGCAGGAGGCUGGCGAACAGGCCGCUCCAAAAACCAGUGGCGAGGUCAGUUUCGCCACAGUCAUAUCUCCCAUAAUUCAUCCUACAUCACUGUUCUUUCUAUCCUUAGGGUUUGGAUCACUCCCAUGUAUAGUAGACGCUUGUUCCAGCGAUGUGAAGUCAACGUCCUGUAUAAACCUAUCCGUAACAGACUCCGGAGCCCCCCGCCCUCGUCCCCGCGUGUUAUUAAAGGCGCCUACAUUGGCAGAAAUGGAAGAGCUGAAUCUGUCUGAGGUAGACGAUGGCUGUGGGUGUUCUCAGUGGAGGGUCAGUUCCAGAACAUGUGUUUUGAAAAUUGAGGCAGCUCAAGGUUUACAAAAUACAGAGAAAAAACGUUUACAUAUGCAGAAAAAGAAAACAACAAAAAUGUGCAACUGCACUUAUAUCCUAUAAAAAAAAAAAAAAACACGCAGCUUUAACACCUGAGUGGGCUCUUCCCUAGUUCACCAUAGCAAAAGCUUAAAAUAGCAGAAAAAUGUGGGGGGGGGGAAAUCCUUACAAUUGUGGAAGUGCAGGGUAGAAAUAAAAAAUAAAAAAGGAAAAAAUAACAAUAGCGUAAUCUAGUAUGGUAAAACAAACAAUAUAUGAUUUUAAAGGCCUCUAUGCCUUAGUAUUCAAAGGAAAAAGUAGAGACACAAUAGUGUAGUAUUCUCAAGAUGGAAUUUAUAUACAUACGAAAGAAAAAAAAAUGAACUAGCUUAACUUAAUUGAAGUGAGUAGUUGCCUGGCUCCAGGUAAUAUUAGUGUGGUGAUAAGAAGCUUGAGAUAUUUUUUUUUUUUUUAUACGAUUGCACUCAAGAAUAAUUAAGCCUAAGUGAUAUGGCUGAAUAUGAUCGAAUUAGCUUCUUCACUUAUUGAAUAUUAUGAACAAAGCCAAAAGCACAGCUCUCAAAAUCUGGUGAUAUAGGAUUGAAAUUCGAUGUAGAUUAGGACUUUGUUUAGGAUUGACAAGGACUGUGCUGUUGGUUUGUAAAGUCAUAUUAUAAAUGGCUCAUUGCAGGAGGAUGACUCCCCCAACUCGGAGCUUCGCAGAGUCAUAAGUGCUCCACUGCCCCUGAAACGCGACCGCUCGUUUUCUGAGCAGGACCUGGCACAGCUGCAGAGUGAGAUGGGCCAUGUUCCACCACGAGAGAUGUCACAGGAACAGCCGGUGGUGGCAGCCAGGGCCCGGUCAGGCAGCAUGAAUACAACGCCCAGAGUAAUGAACAGGAGCCUCAGUGAGUAUGGUGGCUUAAUGUCCUCGUGUGUCCUCACAUGACUUUGGGAAGUAAGUUUCCAUACUGACAUUCUGUCUCUCUAAUGCAGUGAACUACUCUGCUUCUGGAGAUACUGGCAACCCAUCACCCAGCCGUGGUUCCCUUAGCUCCGUGCAGGAGACCACAGAACCAGAUUCUGCUACAGACAGCAGCUCCAGGCAUCGAUGGCUGGUGAGGGAUACAUGAAAACUGGGAAGGAUCGGAUUUAGCGUAGAAAAGAUACAUUUACUUUAAUUGGUCACAUGUAUAUUUCAGUUCUAAGAAGGGAAUGAUGAUGUGAAGCACAUACUUCGAGGAGUUAUUAACUUAAUGUUUGGGGCAAAAACAAAGUCUGGGUCUAAAUUCAGCAUCAUUUCAUUGUUGGCCCUGACCCUGUAAAAUCGUAUGACAUAACACCUCAAAUGAUAUAAUUUGUGACAGUGCUGUAUUUUAAGAUAAUUAUACAGCUCGCUGUGUGGGGUUGUUGCUGGGGGUACAGUGUUUAAUGUAGUGGGUUUGAGGGUUAAUACAGCAUUGGUUGGUGUUAAUUUAGCAGAAAUGUAAAUCCAUGUCAUACUCUGAAUUUUGAGACUUUCAGAACACAUUGGGGUUUAGGGUUGGACUUUGGACAUUGUACAGGGCUUGUUUUAGGAAGGUGUAAGUCAAUAUAGGCAGGAGAGACAUAAAAUGUACCCUUGGGCUGAAGUCUACCGAACAACACUCCUGCAUAAAAUAUAUUUAGCUAGAUUAUUGAAUUUCUAUGCAACCUUUACAACAACAACAAUAAAAUGGAGGGGAAAAACAGCUGAUGUCGAAAUGACUGAAGUGGUUGCAGGUAAUGGGAUAGUUGCAUCUUCACCAGGCUGCCUAUGGACACCGUUUAUAGCAGAUUAAUGUAGUGACUGAUUUCAUAUUAAGCUGCAGGCCAUGGCUGUUUCUGAUGAGUACCAUGACCUCAUGUCUGUCGUGCAGGAAUUCAGUCAUCCCGUGGACACACUGGCCCUAACUGUCGAGGAGGUUAUGAACGUUCGCAAGGUGUUAGUGAAGGCAGAAAUGGAGAAAUUCCUGCAGAAAAAGGAGCUGUACACCAGUUUGAAGAAAGGGAAGGUAAUUAUUUUAGACACAUAUGUGAUAGAACUUUGUUUGCCACUAAGAGUCUUCCAAAGUCACAGACAUUCUGUGUCCAUCCAAGUGAGGGAGCUGGUGGAUUACCUAUAUUUGGGGACCGCCAUGUUCUAACUCUACAGCUGUUGAGCUACAACGCAUCGUGGAUAUUGCAGUGCAACUGGUUGGAUGUGCAGUGAACAUGGCUGACUUUAAAAUCUACCCUUUAGUGAGUAUUCCUGUUGAUGUGUCAAACGGAAUUUCAAACUUUAGGCCAAAAUAUUCAAACUAAAAAUCUAGCUGAAAUCCGAUUUUGGAUAUUUUGACAUAAAAUGUAAAAUUCAAUUUGAAUACCUUAACAUUUUAAGAAGAAUAGCGAAAUGCUUCCAGACCCCCUGAUACAUGUAUCUAGCUCUGACCUUUCACCUUUCUAUAACCAGGUAUGCUGCUGCUGCAGAGUGAAGUUCCCGCUCUUCUCCUGGCCAGCUAACUGUCUCUUCUGUAAAAGGUGAGAUACUCCGUCCUUGGUUUUUUUAUUAAUGUUAAUCAUGCCCAAAUCUUAAAAUGGCUAAGUCUGACCUGCUGUUAAACAAUCCACAUAAUCUAAGUUGUGGCUCUGGAUGGAGAGGGAAGGGAGGAAUGCAAAUAUGUGUGUGCCAUAAUAAAUAUCUUCCUGUCCUGAACAAAGCUCUGUUGUAUUGUCCAAGCCGAUGGACGUGGCCAAACUGCCCAGAGCUUGCUCUAACACAUGUCCAGAAUUGUUGUUUCAGUAAACGCAGGAUCCUCUAAUAAUCUAUAUUCUACAUUUUGGACAUUCAGUACCUGAGUUCCAAAGUCUACAUUAAUUGUGUGUUUUGUUUGUCUGUCUAGGUCUGUCUGUGGCUCAUGCAGUGUAAAGGUAAGCUAUAACUUGUCAUGUAAGGCAUCCUUCUUUUUUAACACAGCCGUAGGUAACGUGCCGAAUCUAUACAUUGUAGAGAUGGAAGAACCAGUGGUUUAGAUCUAUGUAUGUCGUCUAUGAUGGAGGUUGCAGAAUACCUGAUAAUCUGAAUUUGUUCUGUAGACUGGCUUUAGGUGAGGUUGGAGAGACUCAAUAUGUGAUCUCACAGGAACAUUUCAGUUAGAGGCUAGUUUUAUUGGCUUACACCAGAGUAUGGCAAAUGUCUCCAGGGGGAAAAGCACUCGUCGUAAAGUAGGUCCAACCAUUGGCCCAGCAACCUUUAAUGGCCAGUCUGUUGCCCUUUGUAACAUGAUGUGCUUGGGGCUCCUUGUAAAGACCUGUCUGGAUGUAUGACAUAACAGACCACGACUCUAACGUGAUCAGGUCUAGUAUGGCCGUACUAGAGUUAUCCGACCUGUCAUCCCCUGGUUCGGGCUAGAACAAUGAGACUAGGAAACAAAUUGUGUUUUUUGUUUUUUUAAACUUCUUAACCUCUUUAUGACAAUUAUCAGCAAUUUUUUUUCUCCUCUAAUUACAGAUGAAGCUUCCAGCCAAAAAGUUGGGGCACAUUCCCGUUUAUACCGUCGGGUUUGAGAGCCCUCCAGGAAUAAUUGGUACAAGUGGAGCCCAUUCCAAAAAGGACACUUUUCAGUGAGUUUUCAUUCUAUUGGGUUUGUAAUAAGUUUUAUGAAUAUUUUUUAAGGACUGUAAUCAGUUAUACAGUAAUCUAUUGUAUGUACUACAUGGUAAAGAUAUACUCCGUGCACAGUAACUAGUAAAUCUUAUUGUCGAGAGUUGCUUUAAAAGGGAGUCCAUGGUAUCUAGAAGUGUAUUUUUUUUUUUUAGAUUGGUGCAAAGAGUAAAGAAGAAAAUUCAAGCAAAUAAUUAGAGAUAAUUUAGUUGCCUUUGGUUUUUUCUUUUUCUAAAAAUGUAUUUUGCGAUAUGUAAAACAAGAUCAUUUUAAAGUAAAGUGAAAAAAGAAAACAAACAAAAAAAAAACCAUUUAAAAUGUAAAGACAAAAUUGGAGUUACAGUAUUGAGCAGAAACAGAUACUAAUUUCUUAGACCUGGUUUGUUUUUAUCUACUUUUUUACACUAGCCUUACGACUGUAGAUAUAUGUUGAUUUGCAUUAAUUCUGAUGCCGACUGAGCUAAAACAUACUUUCUGAUUUCCCGUGCUUAGGUCUUGUAGCGGUCUAUCGUGGAAGAAUGUGGAAGGUCAGUUCCCCCACAUCUACGCCCAGGGGUCCACCCUGAAGGAUGUAUGCUCAGAUUGUGCUAGCUUCAUUAGAGAUGUGGUUCGCUCCAGCCGGAAAAGUGUGGAUAUACUUAACCGAGAAUCUAGGAGCAGGUCAACGCCAGCACACAGUCGAACUGUCAAAAAACUGUGAUCUUUAAAUGCUAGCUGCGCCCUCCCUGCCAAAUAAACACACCCAGGCACCUCAUAUCCCAAUGCUGCUUCCAUUACGACCUAGAAGAAACGAUAUAACCCUUCCAAGUGCACCAGGUCUGCUACGCCAAUUCUCAUUGUAUUUAUUUACGCUUCUGUCUGACACAUUGAAUGGGAUGGGAUCAUUAUUUUAAAAGUGAAGCUAGGGCGAGAUGCGGUUUUUGAGUGAUUGGUCGUAAAAAAGUAGCAACUGGGCACUUUGCCUAAUGAAACAUUCUAGCCUAACCGGAUUGUGAGCCCAGUGGGUUGGUAGUUUUGGACCUGGCGGCAGAAAAUGGGAUGGAAUUUUCCCCUGAAUGCUUGAAUUAUCAGCUGCAACUAAAUAAUCUGAUUGUGAGCUUCUAUGGUUAGAAGUCACACUGGAUCACUGGAUUUAUUCUGGUAAAGCCUCUGGGUUGCAGUGAUAUAUAUCUUUUUUUUUUUUUUCUUUUUUGAUCCCAGAGCUGGCUCUGCGGAUGGCUGCAGAUUGCUUGACAUUACUGCAUGGUCAGAAGAGAAAUGUCUGGAAUAAUUAAGUGCAAGUACAGAUUUAUAUACCCUUCCCUUUAAAGAACUUGCUGGAUAAUCAUGUAUUCUGUAUGUGAUCUUCACUUCAGUGACUAGAUUGGAGUGGAAUCUAAUCUAAUGGAGUUUUAUGUGUAAAUGGAUCCAAUUCCCUUUUUUGGGGGGGAAAAGUAUUAUCUUGGACUGCAAAUCAUAUCACCCUCAGACUAGCUUUUCUGAUGAUGGGAAUUGUAUACCAACAAUAGCCCAUCUUUCUAACUCUAUACCGGGUGUCAAAGGGCAUCAUCAGCGACAUAGCACGGUCAUACACCCAAACUUUGGGGAAACCUGUUUUAACCCAUUCAAUCCAAAGCUUUGCAUGUGAUUUACCAACAUUCUCUGUACUGGAGUGCAUGACCGCUGCUAUGCUGUGCUUACCUUCUAGUAGUUAAAUGGACAUUACAGCUAAAAUACAAGUUUCUCUUUACAUUAAUAAGAUUUUUUUUUUUUAGCACAGCUCUAUAUGGACAAGCCUAAUAACGGGUCCUGCUGAAUUUCAAUUUCUUUUACGAGUGUGUUGACAAAUCAAUCUGUCCGUUAUGGAUUGUACUCCAUUGUAGAAUUUCCUUUUUAUUUACCAUCAAUUAGUUCUACACAACGUGAUUUAAGGGUAGAUAUGUAAAACAUUGCUUGCUGGCACAGGGUCUGCACAAACCAAAUUGUUUGGUUGUAUUUAAAAAUCAAGCUAGCCUAUUAAUUCUAGGACAGUCACUGCACUUUCUAAUGUGCAUACCUCCCGACUGUCCUGAAUUUAGUGGGAGAGUCACAACCCUGUGUCCCAGUCCUACUGUCACAGGCUGUUGGUGCCCAAAAUUGCAGCAUAAUUGCGUCUUCAAUCCUAAUUGGCUGUGCCAAGAUAUUUUGGGAUAUUUUCUAACAGUGCUUAAACCAUGGGUAGCCCUGGGGAGAUGUGUCACUUUUGGGACGUUUCACCAACACGCCCCUUAUCUGGCACCGCCUCCUCCUCUGCUAACUAUAUAUUUCCCAAUGUGUUCGAGAUGUGAUCAUGGUCCUUUCUCUCCCCAGACUCCACAUUAAGCAAGGUGGAGUCUCCACUGUAGUCACUAUAAACUGUACCUUCCAGAAACUAGGUUGAGUGUUUACCCUGCUGACUGCUUGGUCUUCAGCUCAGCCACAUAUGGACUCUCUUUGCAUCGGGUUUCAUAGCUAGCAUUCUCCACAGCUAGAGCUCUGGGUAUAGAGUAUAUACAUCUGGAAUGGUCAAGGCGCUGUAGCUGCUGAGAAUCAGCCAGAUUUUUACAUUAUCUUUCAUCUAGCCCAGGGGAGGGACCAACAUCUUCAGUUAAGGCAGAGCCACCACAGAGAUAGUGAUGUUUGGACCUGUAUCUGCUAUGACCUACCAUUCCCAGCUAAAGCACCAAAACUGACCAUCUUUGAGUUAAAGCCCCAGGCUCCUCAACUAGAAUUGUACUGAGCUGAAAAGUGCCUCCCCUAGGCUAGAAGAAACUUGUAUUCUGUCUAUAAGUCAUCCUUUUAAUUCUAUUUCCUCCUCUUGAUAAUGCACUUCCUGCACGAUCUUGGAGUACAUCACUAGUACUUAAACUGUCUUAAUAUAGCAUUUUGUGGCACCAGAACUCGAAAUAAAAUUAUAGGUGCACAAAAGCAAAGUGAGAUUAAAGUUUUAAACCCUUGGAUGGAAGAGCUUGAUUAAAAACUAGCAAUCCACUCCGGUCCUAGGGGCUCAAAUCCUAUUUUUUUAAUAAAAUGAAAUCUUCUAAUAAAAAAAAUGGUGUGAUUGAGUGAAUCUUUUGUAUUUUUGUGGCACAAUCGAUCCAUUGCUUCAGGUUGGAUUCUGUUUUUGGCUUUGUUUUGUAUCAAC